Messenger RNA from Synchiropus splendidus (mandarinfish), 4889 nucleotides. RefSeq lists its product as uncharacterized. Gene Ontology annotation, cellular component: membrane. The coding region runs from base 383 to 988 and encodes 201 amino acids. The record is from RefSeq and is a predicted model, not a curated record. The transcript has 6 exons. Gene Ontology annotation, molecular function: phosphotransferase activity, for other substituted phosphate groups. Gene Ontology annotation, biological process: phospholipid biosynthetic process. NCBI's taxonomy places the organism in Eukaryota, Metazoa, Chordata, Actinopteri, Syngnathiformes, Callionymidae.
UAACUGUUAUGGAAUAAUCAGAAGGUGAAACUGAUAAAGCGCUCCCAACGACUGUGUUAUUUACGAGGCAGCAACUCGUUACGUGAACGCACCACGAACGUGCGUUAUUUUGACUGCAAAGCUAAGCUUGCUAGCACCGUGUCUCUGACAUUUUUUACUUUGUUGUCGUUGUUCAGUUAGAAAUCAUAUUUCGCGGUUUGUUUUUGACGAUGUACUUGACACGUGACACGUGAGGCGUUUGCGACCCCGGCAGUUUUUACUACUAUUUUACUACUACACAGCCGAUGCGACACAGCGGAGGGAGAAAUGUGACGUGGUUAAACUAUUUGAUGGCGUGGCGAAUUACGCCGUCAUCUGGAUAAUCAUUUGAAAGACGCGCACGAUGAAACGUCAUGUUUUGCUCUACUGGCCCAACAUAAUCGGAUAUCUGAGGAUUCUCCUAGUAUUUAUUUCCUGGAUUUCUCACCCAAACCCUGCUGUGUUUGUUCCUCUUUACUCCCUCUUUAUUGGACUUGAUGGAGUGGACGGUUGGCUGGCCAGGAGGCUUGGACAGACCUCGAGGUUUGGUGCGUGGCUGGACGUAGUGGUGGACAACCUGGGCAGAGGCAUGUUAUGGAGCCAAGUGUGGCAGUUGGGGUGGCUGGUGUCAGCCAUGGAGUGGUGUGUGUUUGUGUGCAACCACGCAGCCAAAGGGGAGCAAUGGAAGAACAGCUUCAACAGUAGCCCUCCCAUCAUCAGAGCCAUCAUGGCCAAUGGACUUCGGACUCCUCUGGGGUUGUGGGUGGCAGGUGGGCUGCACUGCCUCCCACUGUGGCUGUACGGAGGCCAAAAAGGUCUGCUGUCCAGCUGGCUGCUGAUGCCUCAUUGGGCUCAGGUUUUGGGCACGGUGCUGCUGGCUGCUGGACGGGUCCUCGCCCUGAGAGUGGAGAUAUGGUGUGUCUGGAUGCACAUUCACCACCUGAGCAGUGGUGUGGAGAAAGACGAUUGAAGAAGAGAGGUGCGAUUGACAGUGUAAACUCUGCUUGCAGGUGGGGGGCCUGCCUUUUAUAAACACUAGGCUUCAUACUCACUUUGCUGCUGUGACUCCACAAUCUUUUGUCCUGGAUUGUUUCAAAAUUGUGGCACCACUUAUCAGUAAGGAAAUUUGUGUUGCAAAGUAUGUUGUAAAUUAGCCUGAUCAGCCAUCACUACUUAAUGGACACCUGUACAUUGAAAACAAUUGUCUCUCCCAUAUACAUUAACUCCCUCAUGUACUCAGCACAGCAGUCUAGUGCUCUACUUUUUUUGGAUGUGUUCCUCUCACGCUCAAGAUGGAGUAGGAAUCCAGUUGACUGUGCGACCAUAUGAAGAGUAAACAAGUGCAUCAUCAAAGGAUGAUGUCAAUUGUGGGAAAACGUCGAAAGUUUUUCCAGUCCACUUCACGAUAUCGAGUUGACUUUUUUGCCAUGUACACUUAAUGUUUUAGGGUUAUAUGUAUGCUAUGCAACAACCAAUGUAAUAAGGGUCAGUUUCACUUCAUUAGCUUAAUGAUUUUUGAUUGCAGAGGUUGUCCAUUUUCGGUAAGUGUCAGCAUUCCUGGGCAAUGGGCAUUGACUCAAAUAGAAGCUUUGUAAAAUAAAUAAAUACAUGAAAAAAAUAACUAAUUUGGGUGGAGAUUUGUAAUCACAUCCAUGGAGUCUUGUUUUUGUCAAAUAUAUGUCGACCUUACUUCGGUUACACAGGUCUUCCUGUGGCUAUUAAAAAAAACUGUGACACUCAGGAGUCGGUGAUAUAUGUUUUUAAUGUUUCUGUGGCUAACAGUGAAGCAGUAACAAUGAAACAUCACAUUUUGGUCGUCACUCAUCUGGUUAAACAGCUGCUACUGAAGAGAGAGAUCACAGCUUCAGAAAACACCCAAGCAGCUCACCGAUGAUAAACAUUAACCAUUACAUUCCAUCACUUCCCGACAGUCCAGAGGCUCUGUGGAGCUGAACGGCCCACCAAUAGAGAAUAAGACAUUGUUGCUCGAUAAGGACAUAAUACUGUGUGUAUGUGUGUGGGGCGGUGGGAGGGGUUUCUUGUAAUUCUCCAUAAAAUAAAAGCCUUCCUCCACCAGAUUGCAUUCAUGCAUUGCAGGGACAUUCAGUUUGAGAACACUUACUGCAUCUCCUAAAACAUUAGAAUCGAGUGUAGCACCUGCACAUUUAAGUGUGACUUCAAAGACUGUCCUUCAUACUGAGGCAAACAUUCUCUCAGUGUAGCAAAUUGUCGUGUAGAAGGGGAGUAAGGCUGGACCUUGUCAGCUGUGAGAGAACCAAAAGCCUCUAAUGUUAUCAACCACAUUUAUUGUCAUGUCAGAUGUGGAGCUGAAAGGUCCCCAAGCUCUAGGUUCCAAUCAGGUUUCAGACAUCUGUUUUUGGACAUCCAUUUGUUCCCCUGCAGGUGGUGCUGUCGAUUGUCUAGAUGAGUCAUGGCAAUAACUUUGUGUUAGAAAGUGUAAGGUGAUGAAAGAUUAAGAUCACAAGCUAUAUCUGCUGUUUUUUUUUGUCAAGACAUUUAAGCAGGCGACCACAGGGAGAGAUGAGAACAUAUCGCUCAACUUGUGGAGGGUGCACCCUAGAGUUUUAGGAGAAGUAACAUUGUUGCACUUGGCUUUUAAAAAUCAAAUCAUUAAAUUAAUUUGAUUCAAAAUUUGAAUUGGACAAAAAAAGACAAACCAUUUGUUAAAAGCAAGUUUACCUGCCUUCACAUUAGCCAAACUGAAAUCAAAAUUCCAUGUUACACAGAGACAAACUGUAUUACAUAGUAAUUCACUGAGAAAAACCUUUUGCCAUAUUAUUGCUGAUUACCUCUCCUCCCUGCAAGCAAAUGUUUGACGUAUUUUGACUGUGGUCAUGUACCAAGUUAGGAAGUAGAGGACAGGUGGGGGAAAAAAAACUGACCGACCCUUUGGAAGAAAUUUGCUUCGUUAGUUUGGAAUGUAAAGCUUCAUUUGACUGGAUGUUUGCAACAGAAUCGGUGAUAACUGAUCCUGAACAUUCUGCCUUCAGGGGGGCUUCAUACAAUUAAAUAUGCACCAGAUCUCAAGAGUUCUGAUCCAAACCAUCCACUGCAUGUACAGAAAGGAACUGCCAUGUGACAUCACACACACAAACACACGAAACUAAUGCUGAUGAGCAAGUGCUUCUUGAGGGGUAAUCAGCACUUCAAGUUUCAGUCGGUCAGCUGACAGAGGAGUGCCAGCUGUUCUAAGGCUGGUAGCUUUCUGAGGAGCACUCAAGCAUCAGUAGAAAUGACACACACUCCUGUACAUGCAGCAGUCAUGGUCUCACAACUUGAUCAUUGAACUAACACAUUUUGCCAUGUCCUCUCCUUGGGCAGGUCCACUUGUCAAAAACAAGAAGCAGGAACGGCUUCAGCACAUUCUGUUGUUAGUCCCCAACACAAAGGCUAAAUGAAAACACCAAAAAGCCUUCAAAUAAAAUUCAGCAUACUGGCAGGGAAACAGCGUUCGCCACGCCGGAUAUUUGGAGAGUUGAUAGAUGUGCUGGUGGAUAUGAUUUGCUGCAAUCCUUCUGGCUACAAUGGUUUAAACAGAAACUCAAAAGUUCAUAAAUCCUUAGUGAAAAGAAAAGGCAACACAAUGAGAGGUUGUUAGUCAUCCUUGCUGGACGUCUGCGGUCGAGUGCGUGCUCCGGGAUCAGUUCUUCAGGUGGUUUCUCCUUUUGGUGAAUUCCAAAUUUUGGGGCCAAGUACCAACAGCUGCAGUGACACCUGGCGAUGAUGUUUGAAUAACUAGUUCAUUGUGAGGUGUCACAUUUUGGACUCAUAAAGCCACGUGUCCACUGUGUUUCCACUCUGUUCCCUCUUAAAAUAAUACGAUUAAAAAUCAGCCCAAACACGGUCGGGUAGGUCCCAUGCUCUGAGCCAAUAGGAAAGCUUGAACCACUUCCUGGGUCUGCUGUGGCGUGUUGUUUACGUCUUCCAGGGCGUCCGCUACUGCAAAUUGUCGGUCCCUCAGCCUAUUCCAGUUGGACAGCACAUUGUGGUAUUCAAAGACCUUCUCGUAGUUUCCCACUGAGUUGUAAAGUUUGAUCAGGCCUCUGUAAUCGUACUCCAGACCACUAUAGCCCUCGCCGAACAGCUUCUUCCCUGCAGACAGAUCAUCAAAGUAUUGUUAAAGCAGCACUAUCCAGCACACUUUAGGGCUUUUGAAAUUGAUGUUGGACCCCAGUGGAGCACUGAACUAGUCUUUCCGUGAUACUCCGUAAAUCCUAAAUUAUCCAUCCAUCCUUGCUCUCCCGAUUAUUCGUUGCUGAGUCGUGGGGGGCAGUGGCUUCAAAAGGGAGCGCCAAACGUCCUUCUCUUGGACAUCCACCAGCUCUGACUGGGAAAUCCCCAAAGCUUAUGACCGUCAGGAUAAAGAUUGAUCAGCAAAUGGAGAACUUUGUCUUUAGGCUCAGCUCUCUCUAACACACAAUAGUGCGGUACAGCCAUUGCUGAAUACAUGUCCUCAAGACCUCACCAACCCAACUUUGAUGCUGUUGGUCAGGCAUUGAGCUACAUCAGUAGAUAAAAUGACUAUCAUUUAUAGAAGAUGAACAACUGACUGCUGAUGCUUUCACUAUGCUUAAUCAGACCUGAACUAAACUUGUGCUGUGUAUUGUACAACUAUUAGCAAUUGUAUUUCAUCAUGAUUUAAUAGUCUAUAUGAGGAUCAAAUCAUGACAUCGAUGGGAUAUGGCUCUCUUGUGUUUAUCUCUCGCUCUCUCUCAUGUUUCACACACACGCGCACGCGCACACGCACACGCACACGCGCACACACGCACACACGCACACACGCACACACACACACACACACACACACAGUGGAGCAUCACAGAUGAAGAGAGUGAAAACGCCAGUCGGAU